UAUUAGGCUGAAGACACUUUAAAAAUAAACAUAAGUGCUUAACAUAAUUAGUGUACAUACAAUUGUGUUCAAUUAUGAUUUAAUAUAUAUUACAAUUAAAAUCAGUACUUGUGUGAUGAAUGUGAUCAAGUUUGUUAUAGAGGUGAUUGAAAAAAUUCGAUCCAUCUAGAAUCUAAGACAAUGUCUGCUGAAGAAACUUUCGAACAGUUUGAAGAUGAAGAGACAGAGAUUCCUAUCGGCGGGACUUUACCUGGGGGAAGAAAACGUCUCUUUUCCAAGGAAUUGCGCUGCAUGAUGUAUGGCUUUGGCGAUGAUCAAAAUCCUUAUACUGAGAGUGUGGAUUUGUUGGAGGAUUUAGUUAUUGAAUUUAUAACCGAGAUGACACAUCGGGCCAUGGAAAUAGGACGUACUGGACGAGUUCAAGUGGAAGAUAUUGUGUUUUUAGUGAGAAAAGAUCCUAGAAAAUAUGCCAGAGUAAAAGAUCUUCUAACAAUGAACGAAGAACUUAAGAAAGCAAGAAAAGCUUUUGACGAGGUUAAAUAUGCAGGUACUGUCAAAGACUAG
Messenger RNA from Camponotus floridanus (Florida carpenter ant), 564 nucleotides. RefSeq names its product transcription initiation factor TFIID subunit 13 (gene Taf13). The transcript has 3 exons. The record is from RefSeq and is a predicted model, not a curated record. Gene Ontology annotation, molecular function: protein heterodimerization activity. NCBI's taxonomy places the organism in Eukaryota, Metazoa, Arthropoda, Insecta, Hymenoptera, Formicidae. Gene Ontology annotation, biological process: transcription by RNA polymerase II. The coding region runs from base 181 to 564 and encodes 127 amino acids. Gene Ontology annotation, cellular component: transcription factor TFIID complex.